This is a messenger RNA of Micromonas commoda, 1257 nucleotides long. RefSeq lists its product as hypothetical. Bases 268 to 1206 code for a protein of 312 amino acids. NCBI's taxonomy places the organism in Eukaryota, Viridiplantae, Chlorophyta, Mamiellophyceae, Mamiellales, Mamiellaceae. The record is from RefSeq and is a predicted model, not a curated record. The transcript has a single exon.
CGCGCAUUUGGCCUGGGGCGCGGGACUCCCCUGCGUCGACCCCAACGGAAUCGGCUGAAAAUCGGUUUGCGCAGAGAAGGCACAGUCUCGGACGACCUUCUCGAAACCAGGCGUCUGACUCGCACGGACGGCGGGGAUCCGGCGUACAAGUUUGGUCGCGCGUCGCGGGGGCUGCAUCUUGGUGGAACUUUCAGUGACUUUCCAGAGUCGUCUAAAUUUCCCUGCUGGACAACAAAAUCAUCCCUGGGACCAGUACCGGGCUCGCAGAUGUGGCCUCCCGACGCCCGACACGCAGUCGGGCAGAUGCUGCCGGUGUUCGUGUGUCCCGGUUGUCGUUCAAAUAUCCAGCCACCGCCGGGCGUGGCGAUGUUUGCUUGUCCCCGGUGCCAGACGACCAUGCAGUUUCAGUUUCAACUGCCGCCACCGCCCGUGAUGAUGCCGGCUCCGUUGAACCCCGGGGCUCAGCCCGGACCGUCUCCACGGUAUGUUUCUGAGGAGGAGUCGCAAGUCCCGUAUCCCGCUAAUUGGAGCAGCCCUUGGAGAGUAUUCAGUCCCUGCACCUGGGACACAAACGCGGAUCACUGGCAAGAGCCUCCUGAUGAACCGGUUCUGGCGCCGUACAUAGAGAGAUUCGCAUACUACAUUUGCAUGCGGCAUGAGUUGCUAAGGCUGGUGUUUGUAAAACGUAAUGAUACUCUUCGGCGGCCUGAUCGUCUCCUGGUGUUGUUCAUCACUAUUUAUGUUGCACUUCACUUUACAGCCCAAUGGUCCGCGUCAACCCAGGAAAAGAGAAACGACGAUGGUUACAACGAAAAACCCGAGGACGAGAAGGAAGUGAUCGCCCUCCAGUCAUCCAUCAUGAUCGCCGCGAUCGUUGGGUUUGUGGAUGUGGUUUUGUGUUUAAUUUCUCGUCUCAGUUGUGCCAACUUCAAGAUUGGAAGGUUGCUGUCGAUUCCAUUGGCAUUUUUUUGCUUGUUCUUUCUUAUUAUUACCAUAUCUGAAAUCCAGAGUGGCGAGCUCGCAGACGAAAAGACCAUAGGCUGGUGGUUUGUUUCAUUGUUAUGGGGCUGGGCGCUCGCCACUCCUGUGAACAUCGCCGUGAGAGUGUGGCUCUACGGACGCGGUUACACGACGCUCGGGCUAGGACCGAAGAGACGCGUGCUCGGUGACCUGUGCGCGUCGAGUGUCACGACUACCGUAGUCUAGUACGUACUAAUACCUUCUCAGUAAUACUAAUACACGCGUUGGUUCAAAGUG